AUGGAAAGCUCACCCAUGUUUAUAUUGUUAUUCCUAAUAGGAUUACUUAGUAUUUCAUCAUCAUAUAAUAUACGACAUAAUGAAUCUGGGAAUACCCUUGAACACAAAUAUAAUAAUUAUAGGAAGGAAUCAAAUUCCAUUAAUUCGAAUCAUUUAGCUACAAAUGAAGAAGAAUUUCCACUUGAUUUUAUAGAAAAUGGAUUUUACGGUCAAUAUCAUCAAACGAAUUUUAUAGAAUCAUCUGCAUUUUUAGCAAAUAUGAUGCAUGAUAAAGAAGAUUUAACUUAUACAAAUAGUGAAUCUUACAAAAUAACAGGAACAGUUAAAGGGAUAAUAGAUGGAUAUCCUGUUUCAGUAGCAUUAGGAGCACAGUAUUCUAAUAAUUUCGAUUAUUUGCAUAUAGAAAAAUUAACUGCUGACAAUCCACAAUUUACAUUUAAUGCUAAAAAGGGAAGAUAUUACAUACGUACAUUUGGUGCAGCCUAUAUGACCCCUAGUUCAAUAAAAAUUGUUGUACCAUGUGAUAAGUGUAAAUAUGUAAACUCCAAAUAUUCUGAUGAAAUAAUAAUAGCACCUUAUGAAAACGAUCCAAGUACUUUUAUAUAUGAAUGGGAAAUACAAUCAUCUUCUCCUAUUCCUAUGGAACAUAUAAAUACAGUUCACAAUGAUGAUGCUGAAUGGUCUCAUGAUCAUGAUUUGUCAAAUGAAAUAAAAUUAGACGGAUCAGGUAGUUCAGCACUAUUAAAAACAUUUUUUGGGAUAGAAUUAUAUGGUUUAUGGGGUUCUGAAUUUUCAGAUAGAUUAAUACAAAUUUUAUCUCGUUUUCCUGACUGUAUUAAAAUGGAACAGUAUAAUACCGAUGCUCGAAAUUCUCAAAGGAAACCUCAAAAAUGGAUUUUAUUCCAUGGUGACUUAGGAGCUUUUGAUAUGGAUGUAGAAGUUUAUGACGAUGCCGAUUAUAAUGAUUAUAGUAAAAUAGUACGAGUAUCAAGUAGUGCUUUUGGAUACUCGAAAAAAUUAGUUAAAACAUCUGAGAAAAAUGGGAUGUUUUUUUCACGAAGAUUAGAAAAAGUAAUUAUAAGAGCUAUUUUAUCUGAUGAUUAUAAGUUAUUCACUAAAUAUUUUGAAGAAAAACAUGGAGUUAUGUUAUUAGAUCCUAGUUUAGACAGACAUUUAAUAGAACAUGUAACUGGAUAUUCACAUGAAGAAUAUCAACCAUGGCAUCAAAAUGUUGAAGAAAUUGUAGAAUUAGCUACAUCAUGGGACGAAUUACCACAAGGUUUUCAAAAAGUUCCUGGUUUAAAAUAUUUAUCAAGAAGAAAAAAUGGAACAACUCACCCAGUAUAUCCCACAGCACCCGCAGUAGCCUUUCCAGCAGGUUCCAAUGUAAAUGGACUUCUUGAAUUUAUGGAAUCGGCGUUUGUAAACUAUAAAGAUAUUUCUCAUUUAGUAAUACAUGAAGUUGGUCAUUUUAUAUAUACAAAUACGUUAUCUGACGAAUUGAAAGAAAAGUGGAUAAAUUUAGGCCAAUGGUAUAGUGAACCGUUAUCACCUAGUCAAUGGGCAACUAAAGAUGAAAUCGGUUUUGUUUCUGCAUAUGCACAUGAUAAAACUCCAGGCGAAGAUUUUUCAGAAUCAAUAGCUUCAUUUGUAUUGAAUUCAAGGUUAUUAAAUUCUAGAAGCAAUAGCAAAUAUGAAUGGAUUAAAAAAAAUUUAUUUAACGGCAGUUUUUAUGUAACCACUGGAACCCAUAAAUUUGAAGUAAUCAAUUUAGGUAAUGGUGCAUUUUAUUAUCCAGGAAAAGUUAAAAAAAUACAUGUAGAAGCAUUAGGAAGUUCAUCUGAAACUAAACUUGUAAAGAUUGAUAUUAAUUUAAUGUCUAUAGAAGGAAAAAAUAUAGGAUGUGCUAGAAGUGCCUAUGCUAGAUUUUUUUCUGAGCAAGGAACAUACAGAGAUGUGUACUUUUUUGCAAAACAAAAUGACAAUACCGUUAGAUCUGAUUGCGGCCAUCAUUUAUAUGCAGAAUUUUCUGUAAAUGCAUCUGAAAGUAAAGGAAAAUGGGUCGCUGAAUCUAUAUCAUUCACAGGAAAAAAUAAUAUAGAACGUUAUACAGGAUUAGGUUCCUUUCUGUGUUAUGUAUAUAUAAAUAAUGAGAAUGAAGAUGUAGAAGAACCAAUCCCAUUAUUAGAUUCAGCACGUGUAUAUCCAUAUGAUGGUAAAAAUGGUGAUGAUUCUUUAUUACGAUUAAAUAUAUUAGUUUUAGACAAUUCAAUGUUGUCUAUACACGGUGGAACAUAUGCAAGUUUUGCUUCUAGUGAUAAUGAAAGUUAUUCAUUUGGUAAAUAUACUUAUAUGAAUUACGAUUCGGAAUAUGAUGUUAAUAAAUUAAAUACUGAUUAUUUUGUGAACAAUAUAGAUACUAGUGGAUUUAGGGAAGUAAAUAUCAAUUCAUGUAGUGCAUAUACAACAAUGGAUGUAUCUAAUUUAAAAUGCUAUCAGGUUAUCAACCCAGUCCCUAUACCAAAAUAUUGCAUAGGUAGCAGAUAUUACUUUAGACAGUUUUCAGUAGAAGAUGAAGGAAGAAAUCAAAAAAUUUUAAAUGUUUCUACAAAUAAUUUGUUCGCUGAUUUAAAAUCAUCAGCAAUUAGGGACAGUGAUGGACCAAUAAUAAAUAAUGUUAAUAUAAAAAGCAGGCAAGUUAAUCCAAAUCAUGAUGGUGAAACAGAAGUGACACUAGAUUUUUAUAUAUAUGACAAUUUAGCAGGGGUGUAUAGUGCAUAUGUAUUUUUAAGAGAUCCACACGGAGGUGUCCAUUAUUUUGAUAUACCAAGAACUUUAUUACCUAAUGGUAGUGAAGUUAAACAUAUCAACCAUAUAAUUAUGCUACCCAAAGGAUCAAUGGCGGGAACUUGGAUACUUGACAAAAUUAAGGCAUCCGAUAUCUGUAAAAAUGAGACAACGGCCACCUAUAGUUACAGUGUUUUCGUGGACAAUUCAUAA
Plasmodium berghei ANKA is the source of this 3000-nucleotide messenger RNA. RefSeq names its product sporozoite invasion-associated protein 1. The record is from RefSeq and is a predicted model, not a curated record. The transcript has a single exon. NCBI's taxonomy places the organism in Eukaryota, Apicomplexa, Aconoidasida, Haemosporida, Plasmodiidae. The coding region runs from base 1 to 3000 and encodes 999 amino acids.